Molecule: messenger RNA, 1035 nt
Organism: Metarhizium brunneum ARSEF 3297
Lineage: Eukaryota; Fungi; Ascomycota; Sordariomycetes; Hypocreales; Clavicipitaceae
Molecular function (GO): oxidoreductase activity, acting on the CH-OH group of donors, NAD or NADP as acceptor; NAD binding
Source: RefSeq, a predicted model, not a curated record
AUGGCAGGUCCAGCAGUCCCGAAACCCGGCGUGCUGAUGCUUGGCAUCGUCCACCACGCAAAGGCUGAGUUCGAGAAGCUUUCCGACGUCGCUGAUGUCCAGCAAGUCACCUCUGGUACUCGGGAAGAGUUUAUUCGCGACUGCGACAGCGGCAAGUAUGACAAGGUCGUUGCAAUUUCCAGAACCUACGACUCUGUCCAAAUAACCGGGCGAUUCGACGCCGAGCUCAUUGCCCACCUUCCCUCCUCUGUAAAAUUCAUCUCACACAAUGGCGCUGGCUACGAUCAGAUUGACGUCCAACCCUGCACCGACAAGAAUAUUUCCGUCUCCAACACCCCCAAGGCCGUCGACGCCGCCACCGCAAACACCGCAAUCUUCCUAAUGCUCGGUGCUUUGCGUCGCGCAUGGAUCCCUCAGCAAGCUCUGCGCGAGGGCAAGUGGCGAGGCGCAAGCCCUCUCGGCCGUGAUCCUCACCACCUGACCCUGGGCCUUCUUGGAAUGGGCGGCAUUGGGACUGCCACGGCACAGCGAGCCGCUGCCCUCGGAUUCAGGCUGCAGUAUCACAACAGGAAGCCCGUGGCCGACCUGGAGAUGAAAUUCGCCCCCGGCCAAGUCCCCAACUACGUCGGCUUUGAAGAGCUGCUCAAGACCAGCGACGUCAUCUCGGUGCACUUGCCGCUGGGCCCUGCCACCCAGGGACUCAUUGGAACCAAGGAAUUCAGCCAGAUGAAGGACGGAGUCAUCAUUGUAAACACGGCUAGAGGCGCCAUUAUUGACGAGGAGGCUCUCGCCGACAGCCUGGAAUCUGGCAAGGUCUGGAGUGUCGGCUUGGACGUGUAUGCCAAGGAGCCGGAAAUCAACCCAAAGCUGAUGAAGCACCCCGGUGCCGUUUUGCUACCCCAUAUUGGCACUGCCACGAUUGAUACACAGAAAGAAAUGGAGGUGCUCGUUAUUGACAAUGUGAAGAGCGCCGUGACACAGGGAAAGCUGCUUACGCAAGUGUCUGAGCAGAAGCCCGUUGUGGCCAAGGUAUAA